Molecule: messenger RNA, 279 nt
Organism: Prorocentrum cordatum
Lineage: Eukaryota; Dinophyceae; Prorocentrales; Prorocentraceae
Source: the annotation of a GenBank genome assembly
GCCGUGAACCAGCUGGAGAACAAAGCCAAAGAGUACAACAUGCAGGGUGAGCAUGCCGAGUCUGUGAAGACUGGCAGGGAGGUGGUGACCCAGGCUUUCUCGGUGCUCUAUCGUGGCCGCGUGGUGGAAUCGUGGAACGGCGUUGCAAGCUCAGACGUCGUGAGGAUCAGGACGUCUCUCGUGAGCAUCCAGAAGUCGAUGUGUGCCCAGAGCCUGACGCCUUCGAAGGUGCUCGGCGGGCUACUCACUGACGUGUUCAGGAAGGGGCUCCGCUCGCAG